Molecule: messenger RNA, 948 nt
Organism: Acanthisitta chloris (rifleman)
Lineage: Eukaryota; Metazoa; Chordata; Aves; Passeriformes; Acanthisittidae
Gene: MECR
Product: mitochondrial trans-2-enoyl-CoA reductase
Exons: 9
Coding region: 49-948 (299 amino acids)
Biological process (GO): fatty acid metabolic process
Cellular component (GO): mitochondrion
Molecular function (GO): trans-2-enoyl-CoA reductase (NADPH) activity
Source: RefSeq, a predicted model, not a curated record
AAGGACCUGGAGGUGCCCAAGCUGGGAGACACUGAUGUCCAUGUCAAGAUGUUGGCUGCCCCCAUCAAUCCUGCUGACAUCAAUAUGAUCCAAGGAACCUAUGCCAUCCUCUCACCUCUCCCAGCAGUGGGAGGGAAUGAAGGUGUUGGGGAGGUGCUGGAGGUUGGACAUCGUGUGACAACUCUGAAACCUGGAGACUGGGUCAUCCCAGCAGAUGCUGGACUUGGGACGUGGAGGACCCAGGGGGUGUUCCCUGAGGAGAUGCUGCUGAAGGUGCCCAGUGACAUCCCAGUGCUCUGUGCUGCCACGCUGAGCGUCAACCCCUGCACGGCGUUCCGCAUGCUGACCGACUUUGAGACCCUGGCACCUGGUGACUCUGUCAUCCAGAAUGCUGCCAACAGUGGUGUGGGCCAGGCUGUCAUCCAGAUCGCCAAAGCCUCCGGCAUCAAGACCAUCAACGUGGUGAGGGACAGACCUGAUCUCCCAAAUCUGGUGGAGAGGCUGAUGGCCCUGGGUGCAGACCAUGUCAUCACAGAGGACAUGCUGAGAAAGCCAGAGAUGAAAGAUAUAUUUAAGAGCAUCCCGAAGCCUCGGCUCGCCCUGAACUGCGUGGGAGGCAAAAGCACUACGGAGAUGCUGCGGCACCUGCAGCCCAAGGGGACCAUGGUCACCUAUGGGGGGAUGGCAAAGCAGCCUGUGAUGGUGCCUGUGAGUGCCUUCAUCUUCCGGGACGUGCGGCUCCGCGGCUUCUGGAUGACCCAGUGGAGGAAGGACCACGCACAGGACCAGGAGAGCCUGGCCAGCAUGAUGGACUCCCUGUGCCAGCUCAUCCGCAGAGGGCAGCUCACUGCACCAGCCUGCACCGAGGUCCCACUCCAGGACUACAAGGCAGCCCUGGAAGCUACCAUGAAGCCCUUUGUGUCCUCCAAGCAGAUCCUCCUCCUCUGA